UUCUACAGUCCCCUCACCAGCCUGGUUGACUCCGCGCAGAGACCACAUCAUCGAGAGAUCCUGAUCAAGAAAUGAAACAAGAUGGGCGAGUUCCUUAGCAGACUCCUGGAAGAAUUUGGAGGGGACAAGGACAAGCAGCAGGCUGCCUACACGGUCCGGGUGAAGACCGGCGACUGCCGCAAUGCCGGUACGGACGCCAACAUCUACAUCGCGCUUCAUAGUAAAGACGAUGAAAGGACCAAAAAUAUGAAACUUACUGGAAGCUUUUGGCAGGAUCACUUCGAAAGAGGGGACUUCAACACCUUCAAACCCAAGGAACUUGGAGAUAAAGGCCCUGUCUUGAAACUCGAAGUAUGGCGAGACCUGUCGGGCUUCAACGAUUCUUGGUAUGUCGACGUCAUCGAAGUCGAGCGUCACUCGACGACCACGAAGUACAUAUUCCCGGUCAACCGAUGGGUGGUCGACAAGCCUCGUCUUCAGUUAGUUGAAUGGGAUAGUCGAUUGCCGCAGGACGAUGAAAGUCGAAAAGAACAACGAUUAGCCGAACUCGAGGCUAUGAAGAGGAAGUACGAUUUCAUCUGGAGAUUCGAGGGCGUAAUGCCGCAGGCCCGUGACGUACCAAUGGAGGAAAUGAUUACCUACGGAUACGAGUGGGACCUGACAAAGCAGAGUUUGGCUCUGAGCUUACAAGGCGUCAUCACACGAGUGAGGGCGACAUUUUGGAAUUCUUUGGAUGACAUGAGAACUAUCUACGGUGGAGACCUACCGCCUCCAACGUGUCUUUCGCGAUGGCGGAAGGAUACAACAUUUGGUAUGCAGAGGUUAGUUGGUUGUAACCCAACGCAGAUCCGGCUUUGCAAGAAGAUUCCGCUCAAACUUCCAGUGACUGACGACCUGCUGAAGCCCUUCUUAGAAGGGAUGUCAAUUGGAAAAGCAAUCAGGAAGAAACGAAUGUUCGUCAUAGACUAUGAGAUAAUGAAAGAAAUGCCCUUACGGCAGGGUGGAGAGGUGCCAGCUCCAAUAGCCCUGUUCUUCGUCAACAAGGAUAAGAACCUGGUCCCCGUUGCAAUACAACUAUUCCAGGAACCAAAUGAGAACAAUCCGAUCUUCGUUCCAAGUGACCCCGAGUACACGUGGAUGUUAGCCAAGAUGUGGUUCAAUCUCGCCGAUGCUUCCUACCACCAAUCAAUCUGCCGCAUGGGAAUGUCUCAUCUUCUAAUGGAAACCAUUGCCGUGGCAACGCAUCGGUGCCUGUCCCCAUCUCAUCCACUCAACCGUCUCCUCGCACCCCACUUCCGGUUCCUCUUAGGAAUUAACCAUGUUGGUUACGACACCUUGUUCGGAGAAGACGGUUGGAUCGAAGAGACCUUGCUCAUCGGUCGUAAAGGGAUGAUGGAGUUGAUUCGUCGAGUGUGGAAGGACUGGAAUAUCUCGAAGGAUGGUCACAUGGUUCAUGACCUCGAGGACAGGGGCGUCAAUGACCCAGAAGUACUACCCAACUACCAUUACCGAGAUGACGGUACCCUGAUAUAUGAAGCAAUUGAGGAAUACGUCAGAACGGUCGUCAACGGAUACUAUGGUCACGCAAAGAAGAUCAAAGCUGACCCGGAAGUACUUGAAUGGGGAAGAAUCCUGGCAACUGAACCUUCUGCCGCAUCUCCGCAUACAUGUGGGAUCAAGGGCAUACCCAGUGAUGGCAAGUUUCGAAAUGGUCAGCAACUGACGGAGCUUCUCACCAACAUCAUCUACAUAUGUAGUGCUGGCCAUGCAGCAGUUACCUUUACGCAGUAUGACGAGUAUGGCUUCGUCCCCUCCUACCCAGGGUGUCUCAGGGGAAGUCCACCUAAAGAUAAGGGUGUUAGAACGGAGAACGAUGUGCUGGAAACCCUACCUCCCAAAGACUGGACCAUUCGAGCUAUGGUGAUGUCUAGAAUCUUGAGCAGAAGAGACACCAAAGCUCUGGGGGAUUUUGAGGUGCAGUACAUGUACGACCCCAUCGGCAAGAAAGCCAUCGAGACAUUACAUGAGGAACUGAAAGCAGUCACUGCAGAGAUUGAUAAACGGAACAAGGAUCGUGUUCAACCGUACCUCAUCCUUCAUCCAAGCUGCAUCCCUAAUUCUAUUGCCAUCUAACUGCAUGUUUCACAAACAAUAAAGUGCGACUAAGGGGGUGUUGCAAGAAAAUACUUGAAAUCAAAUGCAAAAUUCUGUUGCAAUUUUACAAUAGACCAAUUCUAGCUGUAUGAUAUCAGGGCCCCGUCUUACAAAGAGUACGAUUGAUCCGAUCAGUCGAUCGUUACUAUGGACAGCAGCAACGUCAACAUCUAUUACGCAUGUUUGUUCAAAAUAUUUUCUAGCUAUGAUGUAUAUUCAUGCAUUCAUUGUUUUCUUCAAAAUUCAAUGCGCUUCUCUUUGCACACAGAGGACAAUGUGCAAAUUUUUCGUAGAAAAAAUUAUGACACUGAUGGAUUUCCAUAGAGUUACGAUUGUUAGGAUCAAUUUAACUCUAUGUAAGACAGGGCCCUGUUUACACUUCUUGUUGCAAGAAGCCUAUCAGCCAUUAAAUGCAAUAAGCAAUUAAAUGCAAGGCAUGAUUGGUUUGAAGACCCAAAACGAGAUUCACAAUUAUCCAUAGGUGUCUUGCAAUGCCCCAAUAGGAGUUUUCUCAAAGAGAUUUAUAAGUGUAACUCGGAUUAAGGGUUACCUGGACAUCUGGGGAGUGUUUAUUUUCCUCUGGCAAGUUAGUUGUCAGAUCUAACAACUUUCUUUGAUUUUGAUUGGCUGAGAGGCACAGUUCCAAUGGUAACUGUUGGACAAAACAUCUGAUAUGUCCUUUUGAGAAACACUCCCCUGAAGUCAUAAUGAGUGACAAUGUACAUGUAAUACAGUUACAUACAAUGUUAUUGAUAAACUGGGGUUCCCAGAGCAUAAGCCAGUUCGUAGUUCCACUCUGUGCAUGAUCAGAGGAAGGUCGUUGGUACUAAAGUGAAAUGGUGGUUUAAAACUUAUUGAGAUAAGAACCAACUUUGAUGUCUUGAUUAUUCAUACGUUCUUUUGAAUUCUGUUUUUCAUUUACAUCCACCAAAAUACAACAAUGCGUCCACGAAUGACUGGUCUUUCACAGUUAAGUUUGCCAAGUACAUUGUACAACUAAACAAGCUAUAAUAUGCAUUCAAAAUAGAAAUGCAACAAAUACUUUCAUAGAGUGUUCAAUGGUGUGCUAAAAAUAGUCAUUUAAAUAGUCUAUUCAAUUUCUUCAUCCUGCUAUGUAAGGCAUGCUUACACUAUAUCUUGCUUUGAAAUCUAUGUAUCCUAAUAAAGAAAUGAAAGGUAUUUGACCAAAGUUGUCCAUGAAGUAACUACGAACUGGUCUAUAAUUUCACCGAUGCAGUGGGAACUACAUGUACAUCAAAAUGGUUGUUUUGAUCUUCAUCCAGGUAAGUAUGCAGAGCCUGUCUAUAUCGAAGUACAUUUCACUUGGAUGAAUAAAGCUUAUUUUAGAGGACCUGCUUACUGACUGCUAAUAUUGAAAGGUCAGUUCAAGUCAAACUUACGUAUAUGUGAAAUAUCUCCAAGAUCAAAACCUAUUAAUUAAGUAAAAGACUGUAUGUAGAUGCAUGUCUAACAUAGUUUUGGGCUGUAUCGGUUAAAAAAAAUUGUUUAAAAUUAUAGAAACAAUAGUACCAAUACAGCAAGGAUAUAAAAACAUUAAUAUAGUUAAGAAAAGAAACAACUUGACAAAAGAACUUUCAUGAGACCAAAUUUUGUACAUCAUUAUCAUGGAUCAGUAAUUUUGCAUUGUAGUUUUGAAUAAUUAUACUCCAACAAGGCUGAUUGGCAAAUCAUUAUUAAUCAACCAUUUCCAUGAUGCCCAGUUUUGAACAACUCCAUAAGAAGUAUUAGAUUUACCUUAAACAGUUUUUCUUGGACAAGUUGGGAAGAUAUAUUGCUGAGAAAAAAAAACCACCCAAACACACACCCCAAAAUCAUUAGUUUCUGGCUGCAGCCAUUAUAACGAGCCAACACAAAAUAUUUAUCACAAAAUCAUUUUAGAAUGAAAAUUAGCCAUGGCAUGGUAAAUGAAACAGAUAGUUUUGCAUAUAUUGUCAAAAUUCCAAGAAUAAUUUGUUUGUAGUGUAAAGAGAAUAAUACCUCGGUCACAUAUGACCUACGGCGGCCGUACGAGCAAAUGUGACCAAGGUAUCAGUACCUUCAAUUAUAUGUGGAAGUACAAUAAAGAAUACACAAAGCUAUAACACUUUAGAAGAGUGUCCAUUUCAUCCAUAAGGCUUUAAAAUGUAAUUAAUAUAAAUAUUUAGAAUAAAAUGAGGUAUAAUGGGACUUGCAUAUAUGAGAUUCUUAACAUUAUUUGUUGUAUUUAUUGUUUUUGCAUAAUACAUAAUGUAGAUUGUGAUAAGAAUUGGUUGUAAAUGAAGUUACGACUGCAUCUUUUGAUGAAUGUAAUAGUCUCCUCUACAUGUAUAUUCAAACCUUGCACAUAAUCUGUAAAUAUUGUUUCCUUUUAGCAAGGCUAAUUGAAAAUGACCCAAAUCUCCUGUACACAAUUUUCCUCCGGGGCCUAGAAAUACUUCUGGAAAAAUUGUUGUCAAGUUUAAUCAGUCUGUUUCUUAAGGCUUCUAUGAGGAUUGGAAAAUGAGUUGGUCCCAAUACCAGUCUAUUGUUUAUCAUAUGAAUGUGUAUGUCCUCAAUAAACAGCUACGGUGUCGAUGAUAUGAAGAAAAA
This is a messenger RNA of Lytechinus pictus (painted urchin), 4743 nucleotides long. Its product is annotated as allene oxide synthase-lipoxygenase protein-like. The transcript has 14 exons. The record is from RefSeq and is a predicted model, not a curated record. Gene Ontology annotation, molecular function: protein binding; metal ion binding; oxidoreductase activity, acting on single donors with incorporation of molecular oxygen, incorporation of two atoms of oxygen. NCBI's taxonomy places the organism in Eukaryota, Metazoa, Echinodermata, Echinoidea, Temnopleuroida, Toxopneustidae. Gene Ontology annotation, biological process: lipid oxidation. The coding region runs from base 82 to 2133 and encodes 683 amino acids.